This is a messenger RNA of Salvia splendens (bonfire salvia), 531 nucleotides long. RefSeq names its product isochorismate synthase, chloroplastic-like. The transcript has 5 exons. The record is from RefSeq and is a predicted model, not a curated record. Gene Ontology annotation, molecular function: isochorismate synthase activity. Gene Ontology annotation, biological process: phylloquinone biosynthetic process. NCBI's taxonomy places the organism in Eukaryota, Viridiplantae, Streptophyta, Magnoliopsida, Lamiales, Lamiaceae. Gene Ontology annotation, cellular component: plastid. Bases 196 to 447 code for a protein of 83 amino acids.
GUUUGUACCUCCACAGUUGUUAAGCCUAGCAAGGUUCUACGUAAACUUCCACGCGUUCAACAUCUUUAUGCGAAACUGACUGGCACACUGCAGAAAGAAGAUGAUGAGUUUAAGAUUUUGUCUUCCCUGCAUCCAACUCCAGCUGUGUGUGGCCUUCCUUCAGAGGAGGCACGGGUGUUGAUAUCGAAAACUGAAAUGUUUGAUCGUGGAAUGUAUGCUGGCCUUGUUGGAUGGUUUGGUGGUGCAGAGAGUGAGUUUGCUGUGGGAAUAAGGUCAGCACUGGUUGGAAAGGAUUCUGGCGCGAUACUCUAUGCUGGAACCGGGAUCGUAGAAGGAAGCGAUUCUUCCCUAGAAUGGAAAGAACUGGAGCUGAAGACUUCACAGUUCACCAAACUGAUGAAACACGAGGCACCUCUAGUGCCAAUGAGGGAGAUAGUCGAACUCUAACUUGAAAAAGGUCAGCGAUUCUGAACAACUAUCCACACUCACUAAUGAAUGCUUUUCGUUCUCCACGACGUUUUUGGUGAAAGA